This is a messenger RNA of Ochotona princeps (American pika), 2354 nucleotides long. RefSeq names its product WD repeat containing planar cell polarity effector (gene WDPCP). Gene Ontology annotation, cellular component: axonemal basal plate. The transcript has 16 exons. Lineage: Eukaryota; Metazoa; Chordata; Mammalia; Lagomorpha; Ochotonidae. The record is from RefSeq and is a predicted model, not a curated record. Gene Ontology annotation, molecular function: protein binding. Gene Ontology annotation, biological process: cilium organization; nervous system development; establishment of protein localization. Bases 141 to 2138 code for a protein of 665 amino acids.
AGAAGUAGAGACAGAGGAAGAUCUUCUGUCAGCUGGUUCACUUCCCAAGUGGCUGCAACGGCUAGAUCUGAGCAGAUCCAAAGCCAGGAGCCAGGAGUUUCUUCUGGAGCUUCCAGGACGGAGAUUCUUCCUGUCAUCAAAUGUCUUUCUGCCUGACUGAGCUACACUUGUGGUCUUUGAAGAAUACCUUACACAUUGGGGAUAGAGACAUCGGAAUCUACCAGUACUAUGACAAGAAAGAUCCAUCAGUGACAGAGCAUGGUAACUUAGAAGAAAAGCAGAGGCUAGCAGAGUCCCGAGAUUAUCCUUGGACGCUCAAAAAUAGACGCCCAGACAAACUUCGAGACUCACUCAAAGAGUUGGAGGAGCUGAUGCAAAACAGUCGAUGUGUGCUGAGCAAAUGGAAGAACAAGUAUGUCUGUCAGCUCCUGUUUGGUUCAGGUGUGCUGGUGUCUCUAAGCCUUUCUGGGCCACAGCUGGAGAAAGUGGUGAUUGACAGAAGCCUGGUGGGGAAGCUCAUCUCAGACACCAUCAGUGAUGCUCUUCUCACAGACAAUUUCAUCAUCUUAUCAUUUUUGGCACAAAACAAACUAUGUUUUAUUCAGUUUGCCAAGAAGAUGGAUUCUCCUGAUGUAAACAAAAGACUAGAAAAGCUCUCAGCUUUGGAUUAUAAGAUUUCAUAUUAUGAAAUCCCUGGUCCAAUAAACAAGAAGACAGAACGUCAUCUAGCUAUCAGUUGUGUUCAGGAUGUAUUUGUUUGCUGGUGGCCACUGACCAGUGAUGCUGCUUGGCCUUGGGCUCCCAUUUCCUCUGAGAAGGACAGAGUCAAUCUUCUAAUCCUGGGUUAUGCUCAAGGAAGACUGGAGGUUCUGAGUUCUGUCCGCACAGAAUGGGAUCCUCUGGAUGUUUGUUUUGGCACCAAACAGCCAUAUCAAGUGCUCACAGUGGAACACUCCAUCAGCGUGGACAAACAGCCCAUGGUGGACAGCUGCAUCUAUGAAUGUGUUCGAAACAAAAUGCAGUGUGUGUCAGUCACCAGAAUACCGCUAAAAUCAAAAGCCAUCAGCUGCUGCAGGAAUGUUACCGAGGAAAGGCUGAUUCUGGGCUGUGAAGAUUCUUCAAUAAUUCUUUAUGAAACUCAUCGUAGAGUGACUGUUUUAGCCCAAGCUGAUCUUUUGCCUUCAUUUAUUAGUUGGCAUCCAAGUGGCGCCAUUCUGCUAAUUGGCAGCACUCAAGGGGAACUGCAAAUUUUUGAUAUGGCUCUAUCCCCUAUUAAGAUCCAGCUCCUGGCUGAAGACCUCUCACCCAAGGAGACUUUACAAUUCAAUAAAUUCUUUGCUGUUUCCAGCAAUCUUGUUCAGAUGCAGUGGUUAGCCCCUCAUGUUGUUUCUCAGAAGUCUGAAAGUGGAGACAUCUAUGAUCUUCUCUUCAUCAGAUUUGACAAAGGACCUGUAGGUGUGCUUCUGUUUAAACUCGGUGUCUUUACUCAAGGACAGCUGGGCCCAGUAGACAUCAUCUUCCAGUACAUUCACUGUGAUGAGAUCUGUGAGGCAGUUAACAUCCUGAGCAGCAUGAACUGGGACACUGUGGGACACCAGUGCUUUGUCAGCAUGAGUGCCAUUGUCAACCACCUUCUCAGACAAAAGCUUACUCCAGAGAGAGAAGCACAGCUUGAGGCAAGCCUUGGAACCUUCUAUGCUCCAACAAGACCACUUCUGGAUUCAACUAUUUUAGAGUAUAGAGACCAAAUCAGCAAAUAUGCAAGAAGAUUCUUCCAUCACUUGCUCAGGUACCAGAGAUUUGAAAAGGCAUUCCUGCUAGCUGUUGACAUUGGUGCUCGUGACCUGUUUAUGGAUAUCCAUUACCUUGCACUAGAUAAGGGCGAAUUGGCACUAGCUGAAGUGGCAAGAAAAAGAGCUAGUGACAUUGACACAGAAUCAAUAACCUCUGGAAUUGAUCUAGUGGGGCCGCUGGAAAGAGUUGACACGCUAAAUGAAGAUUUUGUUGGCCUGUCACUAGCACCUCAAGAGGAAGACUCCUUUCCAGAUCAUCUGCCUCCCUUUGACUCACUUCACACACAUACUGUUCAACAGACAACACCGAAUGGCUCCGCUCACAGAUUGCUUUUAUUUCCUUGAGAAGCAGAGAGGCAAGACAUUGAAAGAGAUCUUCCAUCAGCUGGUUCACUCCCCAAAUGUUGGCAAUAGUCUGCAUUGGACUAGGCAAAUCCAGGAGUCUGGAACUCCAUCCAGGUCCCCCAUUUGAAUGGAAGAGACCCAAGUACUUGGGCCAUUAUGCGCUGCUUUCCCAGGUGUAUUAGCAGGGAGCUGGAUUAGAAAUGAAGUGGGAACUGG